Messenger RNA from Cucurbita pepo subsp. pepo (vegetable marrow), 2444 nucleotides. RefSeq names its product D111/G-patch domain-containing protein. The record is from RefSeq and is a predicted model, not a curated record. Gene Ontology annotation, molecular function: nucleic acid binding. Lineage: Eukaryota; Viridiplantae; Streptophyta; Magnoliopsida; Cucurbitales; Cucurbitaceae.
UCGCCGAGGCAGAGUGAGAGCGCGCGAGAAAUUUUAGUUGAGAAGCUUCACGGCGUUCUCCGUUCAGCAGGAAAAGGGGCGAAGGCUUGAAACGCUAGGGUUUGGAGGAAGUGCGAAAGUUCUACAUGAUUUGAAUUCGAUUAGGGUUUGGAGGAAGUGCGAAAGUUCUACAUGUUUUGAAUUCGAUUAGGGUUUGGAGGAAGUGAGGAAGUUCUGCAAGUUUUGAAUUCGAUUAGGGUUUGGAGGAAGUGCGAAAGUUCUACAGGUUUUGAAUUCGAUUAGGGUUUGGAGGAAGUGCGAAAGUUCUACAAGUUUUAAAUUCAAUUAGGGUUUGGCAACGUAUCAGUCUUUUAAGAAUUUACCUUCUGUUUUUUUUUUUUUUCCCCACUGGGCAUCAAGAUCAUCCAAAAGUUCUGUCCAGGUUAGCCUCUUCUUAAAUUUUCACUUUUGUUCUCGAAGAAUUACGUAUUACGCGAUGAUUGUAUUUUGAAUUUGGUUUAUUUCGCGAUACAUGCCAAAACUUUGGCGUUAAUAUGAACAACUCUGAGAUGCAAAGUUAAUCAGAUAGUGGAGCUAAUCGAUGCCACGGCAAUGGCAGUCCAGGUGUUGAUGAAGGAGCUAAUCGAUGAGGCGUCGGUGAUUUUGUGGGACAUGAGCAAGCCAAUUGUCAUGCCACCGCAUUGGAACGACGUGGUUUGGACAAGCAGAAUGCAGCCUUUGGCAGAGUCGGAGGAUGCGAUGGAGAAAGAGAGGAAUUGGUUGAGUGAGUCGACGUUGAGUUGAUUGAGGACGUCGGAGAGAAGGCAGUUGACUUGGGCUUCCACAUAGAUGGCUCCCUCGUCGUUGCAAUGGAUUGAAAUAUUAUUGCCUUGAACUCGGCCAGCGAAUGGAUAGAUUGGGCUAAUGCCUUGGAUAAGGAAGCUUUCAGGCGGUGGGACUUGGAUGUUUGAUUGUCAUCGCUGCCUGGAGCGUAGAAAAGAAGGACGGGUACAUAAACAGGCAGAGCUAGCUGAUCUAAGAAGGAGAAUUUCAGAUGUUUUUGGGUUUCCGGCGUUGGAGAGGAAGGUCUAAUCUUUUCCUCGCUAAUGAUCUUCACGCUCACUGCCAUCUCUCCUAGCUGCACUAUCUGAUUAACUUCGCAUCUCAGAGUUGUUCAUAUUAAAGCCAAAGUUUUGGCAUGUAUCACGUGUGUGGUUGUAUUGUAUUGAUUGAUUUCGAAGUAUGGCUAAAGAACAGGAGUUUUGAAUUUAUAGACUCGUCUAUUUGGUAGGAUUGUGCACGGACUACAUCUGACUAGAUAUUUGAUUAAUUCAGGAGCUAGUCUAUUUUCAAAUAGAUAUUAUGAGUUUUUGAUAAGUAACAUUUCUAUCUAUCUCAUCGAAGUGGUGCUCUAUAUUGGGGAAGACAUACAACUCAGACACAUAGUCAAUAGUUAAAUAUCAUUAUUACACUGGGAGGUUUUUUCUCGACUACAAAUUCACGUGCUCAUGAUUUCUGAUUUUUUUGGUUCUGUUGGAUUUGAGAACAUUACAAUGUACGUGGGCGAGGGAGUUCGACCGGAUGACCUCUUAAAAGAUUGAUUUAAUUGUUGGGCCAUGCCCCACGUUGGAACUUUUGUUACAUUUAAUGUUGGUACGAGGUUUAACAAAUGUACUCAAAGCUCUUUUAUGGGAACAUUGAUCUAAGGAAUCUAUGAACCAUCGUAGGGCCAAGGUUGGCCUAGUGGUCACACGGGCAAAAUAAGAUGGAAUGAGUUCAAUCUAUGGUGGCCACCUACCUAGGAUUUAAUAUCCUAUGAGUUUUCAUGUCAACCAAAUGUAGUUAGGUAGACAAUUGUUUGGUGAAAUCUGUCGAGGUGCACACAAACUAACUCGGACAAGGAAUUUAUAAUUACAGAGGAAGGAUGGAUUUGGAGUCAGGCUCAGGGGGAUCUGUUUCUGCUACAGCCAUCGAUUCGUCGAACAUAGGGUUUCAGCUUUUGAAGAAGCAUGGUUGGAGGGAAGGAACAGGCCUUGGAAUUUCUGAGCAGGGUAGGUUGGAACCUGUACAGACAUCUGUAAAGAAUAAUAAACGUGGCCUGGGAGCAGAUAAAGUGAAGAAGAAGCUUAAAGAAACUACUGAUAUUGCAGCCUCUGAUACGAAAAACCAGGAACGUCCUCCGUCGAAGAAACCGAAGGCGAUGUCGAAAAAGAUGAGGAAGAUGCUCGAGGAAGAAAGGUUAUUUCGAGAGAAGGAAUUCGAGAGGGCAUUUUUCAGGGAAUUUUGGCCAGAUAAUGUGUGAUGUUAUACAUGAACUAGCACUUCCCAAAUCAUCAUGUAAGCAAAUUCAAUUUCUUUGCCAAAAAUCUUGUUUUAAUUAGGGUUUAUAGCAGUUAGCAUUCACCAUGUAGUCUGUAGUUUGUAAAUGUUUAUGAUUGUUGAAUUUAAUUUUAUAAUUAUCAUAA